AUGUCGUUCGCGUUUCUGUGGACGAACCACACGCAAAGUGGGACUUCGCGGGGAGAAAGGAUGCGGGAAUAUACAAACCUGCGCAGUGAGGUUGGCCUCUCGAGGUCUUGCAUGUAUAUUGCUGCAGAAAUCGCGAUUUUACCUUCGCCUCAAGAAGAUUCUCAAGCUCAGUCAUCAUUCCUGGCAGUGGCGCGCCGGCCAGUCCCGUCGUGGGUUUUUUGGGCAGAGCAACAGAUGAUGGCCAAAUCGAAGAAGCAAGGCCAGCCGUUCUGGCUUGGAGGUGCUGCUGCAUCAAUGGCAGCAUGUUUCACUCAUCCGUUGGAUCAGACAAAAUACAGGAUGCAAGUUAUGUCCACAAGGCCAAAUAUGCUGCGGACGAUGGUGCAAUUCGCAAGCAGAGAUGGCAUUCGGUCGCUAUGGUGGGGAAUCUCAGCUUCGAUGCUUCGCCAAUCCACGUAUUCGACUGCGAGGUUCGGUCUUUAUAAUUACUUUGCGGGUACAGCUAGAGAACGAACCGGUCAAAGACGGUUACCCAGCUUGUGGGAGAUCGGCUGCGCGGGAGCUGCGGGCGGUCUGGCUGGACUCAUCGGAAAUCCCACAGAGGUUGCUCUGGUGAGGAUGUGUGCCGACGGGGCAAGAUCGCCAAGUCAGCGAUUUGGAUAUAAGCACGCCUUUGACGCCGUUAUCAGAAUCGGUCGUGAAGAAGGUGUUAGGACCUUUAGCAGAGGUCUAGGCCCUAACGUCGUCCGCAGUGUGAUAAUGAAUGUUUCUCAAAUAGCAACGUAUUCCGCAGCCAAGCGGCAGCUCCUUUCGAACCCUUCUUUAGGCCUUAGAGAUGGAAUUUUCACGCAUUUCCUCGCCUCGCUGCUCGCGGGCACGGUUGCUACAACUGCUUGCGCACCUGCUGAUGUUUUGAAGAGCCGGGUCCAGAAUGCAGUUGCCAUCGACGGGGUGAAACCAAGUGUAAGCAAGAUCAUUGCAGAAUCUCUGCGCAACGAGGGCCCGGGAUUUCUCAUGAGGGGCUGGACUCCUGCUUGGCUGAGACUGGCGCCGAAUACGGUCCUCACUUUCAUCUUCAUCGAGCAGCUGCAGAAACUGGUGAAUCUUUCGAGAGAUAUGAAGUCGCCCGAACCAGUGCCCGCUAUGGUGCCCAGUCCUGCAGCCCCUCAGUAG
Molecule: messenger RNA, 1173 nt
Organism: Cladophialophora bantiana CBS 173.52
Lineage: Eukaryota; Fungi; Ascomycota; Eurotiomycetes; Chaetothyriales; Herpotrichiellaceae
Exons: 11
Coding region: 1-1173 (390 amino acids)
Biological process (GO): thiosulfate transport; oxaloacetate transport; malate transmembrane transport
Cellular component (GO): mitochondrial membrane
Molecular function (GO): thiosulfate transmembrane transporter activity; malate transmembrane transporter activity; sulfate transmembrane transporter activity
Source: RefSeq, a predicted model, not a curated record